Messenger RNA from Erinaceus europaeus (western European hedgehog), 695 nucleotides. It is a transcript of the gene CARTPT, whose product is annotated as CART prepropeptide. The record is from RefSeq and is a predicted model, not a curated record. The coding region runs from base 196 to 543 and encodes 115 amino acids. Lineage: Eukaryota; Metazoa; Chordata; Mammalia; Eulipotyphla; Erinaceidae. Gene Ontology annotation, biological process: negative regulation of appetite; adult feeding behavior; G protein-coupled receptor signaling pathway. The transcript is spliced from 3 exons. Gene Ontology annotation, molecular function: neuropeptide hormone activity.
ACAGAGCCUCGUUCCCCUGUGCCGGGAGCCCGGCGGGCAUUGACGUCAAGCGGCAGCUGAGCGCUGCCCACAGACUACUGACCCGACUCCUCCUCCACACCCCUUCCUCCCUCGCCCCCUCCCUUUCUCCUGUGCGCGGGCUGGGGCUCGCUAUAAAAGGCGGGAGUGCGGCGUGUCCAGUCGAGUUUCAGCACCAUGGAGAGCUCCCGCUUGCAGUUGCUGCCCCUUCUGGGAGCCGCCCUGCUACUGCUGCCUCUGCUGGGCGCCCGAGCCCAAGAGGACGCGGAGCUCCAGCCCCGAGCCCUGGACAUCUACUCCGCCGUGGACGAUGCCUCCCACGAGAAGGAGCUGAUCGAAGCAUUGCAGGAAGUCCUGAAGAAGCUCAAGAGUAAACGUAUUCCCAUCUAUGAGAAGAAGUAUGGCCAAGUUCCCAUGUGUGAUGCUGGUGAACAGUGUGCUGUGCGAAAAGGAGCAAGGAUCGGGAAGUUGUGUGACUGUCCCCGAGGAACCUCCUGCAACUCCUUCCUCCUGAAGUGCUUAUGAGGUGUCUGCAUCCUCCACCUCACACCCCCUUUCCUACAGAAGUUCGCACCUUCAUCGCUGGCUUUAGCAACAAAAAAUGCAUUUCCCUUUAAGGCAAAGGUUUUGUUUGUUUGUUUUCUCCUGUUUUCAAAUAAAAGAACACAUUAGAUGUC